AUGCUGGCCUUCUCAUCCCUCAUCGCCUCGCGUGCAGUGGCACCCGCCCGUGCAAACGGCGGCGACGCUCUUUUCUUUGGCGAGCGCGCUGCCCGUGCUGGCGUCAGCGCGCUGCCCGUCCGCAUUGCCACCUUUGACGGCAUCCGUGGAGUGGAGGCGGCGGAGGCGCUAGACGCGGGCGCUCGCGUGCUCGCUGUGCCGGCCGCGAACGCGCUGCAGGUGACGCCGGACUCGCCCUGCCCUCGGUGGGUCGACCCGAAGGUCUGGCGCUCUGCAGCGUGGGACCUCCGGCUCGCGCUGCUUCUGCUGCGGGUGAAGCAGCAGGCGGAGCGAGGCGAGGGGCUGAACGAGGCGCGCGCGGCGUGGCUCGACCUCCUCCCGCGCAGCUUCGACACGCCCCUCUACUGGUCCGACGCAGAUCUCGAGGCGACGGGCUACCCGCCGCUCAUCGAGGCGCAGACCCGCUCAGACCAGACAGACAGGACAGGCAGGACAGCGGUGGCAAAGCAGCGGGCGCUCUGGUCCAAACACCGCGAGGAGGUUGCUGCGUCGGCGCGCGCGAUGGGCGAGCAAGCGAGCGGCGAGGCGGAGGCGGGCGUGCAGCCCCUCUGCGCUCCGAGCGGCGAGGAACUGGACUGGGCCCUCUCGUGCGCGGCGGCGGCGCAGCUCGGCUUUGCGGGGCUACUCGGACUGGUGUCUGUGGUGGGUGGCUUCCUCGCGCCGCAGCAGGCUGUCGACGGCGUCUCUGUCGUGGGCGUGUCGCCCGUCUUCUCAGACGUCUCUGAUGGCGUGUCGCUCGUCUUCUCAGACGUCGUCGCGUCGCGGCUGCUAGCGCGCGGCAAGAGGCACGUCCUCUGCCCGCACGUCCUCUGCCCGUACCUGGACAUGCUGAACCACGCCUCCUCCCGCUCGGGCUCGCGACUCGAGUACGACUACUUUGGCGACGCGUUUGGCGCGUCCCUCGACCCCGCCGCCGGCCCGGUCCCGCCGGGCGCCGAGCUGCUCAUCUCAUACGGCGACCGCUCCAACGACCAGCUGCUCCAGUACUACGGCUUCGUCGAGGCCGGCAACCCGCACGACUCCUUCCUGGUCGACCAGCAGUCCUUUCUGCUCGCUCUCGGCGAGGCGGACCCGUACCCGAAGGAGCGGCUGCGCAGGCUCAGCCAAGCGCGAGUGCCGCUGACGGACAACACCGCCGCCGUCAGCCUCACCGCCGAGGGGGGAGGCACGCGGCGCAGUCGGCGGGGGGGGCUCCUCACGUGUGGCUUCAUGCUCCACGCCUACCGUGCUAUAGGUCCGCGCGCGAUGCAGCUGGCGCGGCUCCUCUUCCUCGCGGAGGCGGACCUCGCCGACGACGGCGCCUCCCCCUCUUCUCCCGCGGGCGAGGAGCGCGCCCGCCGCGCCGUCGGCGCCGCCGCGGCUCUCGUCUGGAAGCAGCGGCGCGACAGUCGUCUUGAAGCAGCCGGCGCCGGGUUCGCAAAGGGUUCGCCGACAGACGCGCCCUCCCGCCACCGCGGGCUCGCCCGCGCCUUCGCCGCCGAGAAGGAGCGCGUGCUGGAGCGGUGCGUCGCCGCGUGCGGCGGAAGGUGUGAGUGA
Emiliania huxleyi CCMP1516 is the source of this 1596-nucleotide messenger RNA. RefSeq lists its product as hypothetical. NCBI's taxonomy places the organism in Eukaryota, Haptophyta, Isochrysidales, Noelaerhabdaceae. The record is from RefSeq and is a predicted model, not a curated record. The coding region runs from base 1 to 1596 and encodes 531 amino acids. The transcript is spliced from 6 exons. Gene Ontology annotation, molecular function: protein-lysine N-methyltransferase activity. Gene Ontology annotation, biological process: peptidyl-lysine monomethylation.